UUUUGUUAUAGCAUCUAACAUAAAAAUAAAUUUGUGGCUAUUGAUAAAUUACACUUAAACUACUAAGUCAUAAUAAUACACAUCAUUAAUAAUACACAUAACUCAUUAAUGAAAAAAAAAUGGAUAAAAAUGAAUACAAAAUCAAAAUGUUGAAAGUUUUAAAAAUGUUGCGUGAAGAGGAUGUUGAAUCAUUAAAAUAUAUCUUCUCAGAUAUUGGUCAAGGUGUUCUUGAAAAGGUUAAAACUCCUCUUGAUUUAAUUAAGAUCUUAGAAAUGAACAGUUUAGUUAAUGCUGAUAAUUUAGAGCUAUUUACAAAUGCACUUGAAAAUCUGGGGAGAUAUGAUAUUGUUAAAACUUUAAAAGAAAAAAGUCAAGUACCAGAUAAAAUACCUGUUCAAGAGGUUGGAUUUAAUUGUAUAUAUCAAAAUACAUCAAGUAAUAAUGAAUCUAAGAAUGCAGUUAUGAUAGAUAAAAAGGAGCCCAUUGAUCUAACAAAGAAUCCUUAUGAUACAAAGUUGACAGCUGCCAUCAGAUUAAAAUAUGAUAUUGAAAGUAUUGAACAAAUUGUUAAAGAAAAUCCGAGUAUCAUUAACACACCAGAACGUAAAUUCGAUGAGUUGCCUAUUAUUCUUGCAGUAAAUCACAAGAACAUGGAGCUAUUAAAGUUUUUGCUAGACCAAGGUGCAGAUAUAAAUAAAAAAAUAGGUGAAUAUGGAAUAACAGCUUUGUACAAUGCAGUUCUUCGUAAAAAUCAUGAUGCAGCUACUAUACUUUUAAAACAUAAACAAAUUGAUAUGUGUAUCAGAUGUUGUGAGGCAAAAAAUACUGCAUUGCAUUGUGCUGUUUCUAUAAGAGAUAUUAAAAUGGUAGAAAUUCUUGUUCAAUAUGCUAAAGAAAAAGGAGUUUUGCAGAAAUUAAUGACAUAUAAAAACAAGAAUGAACUUACACCAGAUAAAGUGUCUACUGCUACUAGUUCUGAGGCUAUAACACGUUUAAAAAUGCUGGUAGAUGAUACAGGAAAAGAUAAUGCUGCAGCAAUCCAACAAAUUAGUCACGGUGGUCAUUCUUACACAAUUAACAAUCCAAAUAAUGUUUCAAUUACGAAUGUUAUAUAUUCACCAACAUCAUUAAAUAAUAACGUUCCUGAAACAUCCAGUUCACAAGAUGAAAGCACAAAGUUGUCAUCCCCAUCAUAUGAAAGCUCAAAACCUUCAAGUGUGUUAUUAGAUAAAGUUACAAAAGAGCCAAAUUCAUCUGAUGAAAUUAUGAGAGAAUUAUGUUUACCAUCAGACAAGGAGUUAAACGAUUUUUAUGUUUAUAUGCAACUAAGACAAUUUCAUUUGUCGUCUAUGCAAAAUGAAGAACACAUUAAUAUUUUGAGAUUAUAAAUUUUAAAUGGUAGAGAUUUUGCAAGAAGAUCAAGGGUAUCAAGGAAAGAGAUCCUUGAAAUUCAUGAUCAAUUUUUAAAAAUAAAAAUAAAUACUUUUUUAUAAAAAAUUUAUGAUUAAGUAUGAAUGAAAUCAAGAAGAAUACUUUUGGUUUAUAGAUUAAAUUACUUUGUAAUAUCUAAAAAUAUGUAAAUAACAUUUUACAUUUUGAAUUGUAAGUGAAAAUGUUUUUUAAAAAUAUUUAAGUAUACUUUUGUGAUUUAUUUAUGCUAAGAGAUAGAGUUGAUUUUUUUUUAAAA
This is a messenger RNA of Hydra vulgaris (swiftwater hydra), 1687 nucleotides long. RefSeq lists its product as uncharacterized. Lineage: Eukaryota; Metazoa; Cnidaria; Hydrozoa; Anthoathecata; Hydridae. Gene Ontology annotation, molecular function: protein binding. Gene Ontology annotation, biological process: regulation of apoptotic process. The record is from RefSeq and is a predicted model, not a curated record.